Molecule: messenger RNA, 795 nt
Organism: Cajanus cajan (pigeon pea)
Lineage: Eukaryota; Viridiplantae; Streptophyta; Magnoliopsida; Fabales; Fabaceae
Source: RefSeq, a predicted model, not a curated record
AUGGAAACAAUAUCAGGUUCCAUUCCCACGAAUCUUCCAAUUCUCACGACAAAGAACUAUGAUAAUUGGAAGAUACAAAUUCAAGUUAUUAUGAGAUAUCAAGGUGUAUGGAAUUUCAUUGAACAAAGCUAUGAGCACGUCGAAACAAGUGGGACAGAGGCACAAAAGGGUGCGAAUAGGGAGAAUGAGAAGAAAGAUUGCAAGGCUUUGUUCAUCUUGCAUCAAAGUGUGGAUGUAGCCAACUUUGAGAGGAUCUCGAAAGCUGAGACAUCAAAUGAGGCAUGGGAUAUUCUUGAGAAAGUGCAUGGUGGUGCAACCAAGACCAAGAAAGUAAAGCUUCAAACGUUACGGCGGCAAUACGAACUUUUGUCAAUGGAGAGUAAUAAGACUGUAGCUGAGUAUAUUACUCGUGUUCAAACAAUUGUGAACACAAUGAGAGUGGCGAUCGAGGAGUCAAAGAAUCUUGAGGAGUUGAGUCUUGAGGAGCUUCAAGGUUCUUUGGAGUCACAUGAACAAAGGAUGAUCGAAAGGUUAUGGAUUUACCUAAUCAAAAGAAAGAUUGAAGUCUUGGAAGAUUUUGAGAAGUUUAAGGUGCUGGUGGAACGCAAUAGUGGCCAAUUGAUCAAAGUUUUGAGAACUGAUGGAGGAGGUGAGUACAUGUCAAGAGAAUUCCAAAAUUUUUGCGAUCAAGAGGGUAUUGAGCAUGAAGUUAUCCCACCAUAUACACCUCAACAUAAUGGGACUGCAGAGAGGAAAAAUCGAACUAUAAUGGGUAAGGAGUAUGCCAAAAAUUAA